Messenger RNA from Sceloporus undulatus (fence lizard), 1120 nucleotides. RefSeq names its product vitelline membrane outer layer protein 1-like. NCBI's taxonomy places the organism in Eukaryota, Metazoa, Chordata, Lepidosauria, Squamata, Phrynosomatidae. The transcript is spliced from 3 exons. The coding region runs from base 223 to 783 and encodes 186 amino acids. The record is from RefSeq and is a predicted model, not a curated record.
ACUGUCUAAUCAUUAUUGAGACACAGGCUAAGUUGGUUUGCAAUCAUUUCUCUAGCAUUCACAGAGUUUAUUUAUUUAUUUAUUUAUUUACAUUCUUUUCUCCCAUAAAAGGAUUUUCCAAUUUCCAAGUCUGACCCAGCUCCAAUUCCUAAGCUAUAAAUCUUCAGAGCUCUUGUACUACAACUGAGUUGCAACAUCUAAAUUCAAAGUACUUGGUUUGCAAUGGACCUCUCCAUCAGCACUGUCCUCUUCUUGAUCCUCUCCUGCUGCCUCUCGGAUAUAGAAACUCGAAAUUAUAACUCUAUCAUCACGGUGCCGAAUGGAGGACCAUGGGGUGCUUGGGGGAAUGUUGAUUUUUGUCCUCAAGGUUAUGCUCAUGGUUUUUCACUGAAGAUAGAAUCAUACUUUCCUGAACAGGAUGAUACAGCCUUGAAUGGAAUCCGUUUGUACUGUACUGAUGGUUCAGUAAUUGAGUCUAAAGUUGCACCGUGGGGAAGCUGGACACCCAUUCAGUAUUGUCCAAAAGGCAAACUGGUCUCUUUCUCUCUAAGAGUAGAAGAACAUCAAGGGAAUGGUGAUGACACAGCUGCCAACAACAUCCAGUUUGCCUGUAAAGAUGGAACUGAACUUAUGGGCCAAGGGCUGCAUUGGGGUAGUUUUGGCCCAUGGAGCCACCGCUGCCCCUAUGGAUUUGUCUGUGGGAUUCAGUCAAAGGUGGAGGAUUACCAAGGGAAGGGUGAUGACACAGCCCUCAAUGAUGUGCGGCUGUUCUGUUGUAGAUGAAUUGAUGUUUCUACUCCUAUAGGUGGUAGUGUCUUCAUGAAUUUGCUCACCAUGUAUGUUAACCACAUUUUCAUAACAACCUGAGAAUUGUAUCUCUGUGUGUGAGUUUACUUUCCUCUGUACGUGUCACUGCAGCGUGAAAAAGAGGAAAUAAAAAUAUUAUUUAUUUAUUUAUUUUACAUUUUACACAAAACAUAAUGUAAACACAUAUAUCAACACAUAUAUACAUAAGCCAAUAUAAUAUACUCAAGACAAAAAUGAUGACAAAGGCAUAACGUUGUUUCUUAAAAAAAGAAAAAAGGAAAAAAAGGAAAUAAAAAUAUUCAAGAAAAACAAA